Messenger RNA from Thalassophryne amazonica, 4535 nucleotides. RefSeq names its product serine/threonine kinase 3 (STE20 homolog, yeast) (gene stk3). The transcript has 11 exons. The record is from RefSeq and is a predicted model, not a curated record. Gene Ontology annotation, cellular component: cytoplasm. Gene Ontology annotation, molecular function: ATP binding; protein serine/threonine kinase activity. NCBI's taxonomy places the organism in Eukaryota, Metazoa, Chordata, Actinopteri, Batrachoidiformes, Batrachoididae. Bases 120 to 1616 code for a protein of 498 amino acids. Gene Ontology annotation, biological process: protein tetramerization; protein phosphorylation; intracellular signal transduction.
CAAGAACUCAGCUGGGUUGGCUUCUACUUUCUUUUGACAACAACGAAUGUGAACAAUGCUCACAUCGUGACUUACAGCUUAUUUUUUGGUGCCUUGUUAUUGUCUUUAAAGUUUUAAAUAUGGAGCCGUCGGCGCCGAAAAGCAAGCUGAAGAAGCUGAGUGAAGACAGUUUAACCAAACAACCAGAGGAAGUUUUUGAUGUUCUAGAGAAACUAGGUGAAGGUUCCUAUGGCAGUGUGUUCAAGGCCAUCCAUAAAGAGUCGGGUCAAGUGGUGGCCAUCAAACAGGUUCCUGUGGAAUCUGAUCUGCAGGAGAUCAUCAAAGAAAUUUCCAUCAUGCAACAGUGUGACAGCCCUUAUGUAGUCAAGUAUUAUGGCAGUUACUUCAAGAACACAGACCUGUGGAUUGUCAUGGAGUACUGCGGAGCUGGUUCUGUCUCUGACAUCAUUAGACUGCGCAACAAAACGCUGACAGAGGAUGAGAUUGCCACCAUCCUGAAAUCAACACUAAAAGGGCUGGAAUACCUUCAUUUCAUGAGAAAGAUCCAUCGGGAUAUCAAGGCAGGCAACAUACUUCUGAACACGGAGGGACAUGCCAAACUGGCAGACUUUGGAGUGGCUGGGCAACUAACGGACACUAUGGCAAAAAGAAACACCGUGAUAGGUACACCGUUCUGGAUGGCACCAGAAGUGAUCCAAGAGAUUGGCUACAACUGUGUGGCUGACAUGUGGUCCCUUGGCAUCACUUCAAUAGAGAUGGCAGAGGGCAAGCCCCCCUACGCUGACAUCCACCCCAUGAGAGCCAUAUUUAUGAUUCCCACCAAUCCACCUCCAACAUUUAGAAAGCCUGAACUGUGGACAGAUGACUUCACAGACUUUGUCAAAAAGUGUCUGGUCAAGAAUCCAGAGCAGAGGGCGACUGCCACACAGCUCCUACAGCAUCCGUUCAUCAGCCAAGCCAAGCCAGUCACCAUCCUGAGGGACCUGAUCACUGAGGCCAUGGAAAUGAAAGCGAAGCGACAGCAGGAGCAGCAGAGAGAGCUGGAGGAGGAAGAUGACAACUCUGAAGAAGAGACUGAGGUGGACUCUCACACGAUGGUGAAGUCUGGCUCCGAGGGUGCAGGGACCAUGCGUGCCACGAGCACUAUGAGUGAUGGAGCACAGACCAUGAUUGAACACAGUAGCACCAUGUUGGAGUCAGACUUAGGAACUAUGGUCAUCAACAGUGAUGAAGAAGAAGAGGAGGAAGACCAGGGAUCAAUGAGGAGAAAUGCCACUCCUCAGCAGCCUAUACGUCCAUCUUUCAUGGACUAUUUUGACAAACAAGACAACAAGGCAUCCCAGCAGCAAGAGAAUUACAACCAUAACCAGCCACAGGAGAAGCCCGGCUACCACAUCCAGUCCAAGAACAUCUUCCCCGACAACUGGAAGGUGCCCCAGGAUGGAGACUUUGACUUUUUGAAGAAUCUGGAUUUUGAGGAACUGCAGAUGCGCCUCAGUGCCUUGGAUCCCAUGAUGGAGCGGGAGAUUGAGGAGCUCAGGCAACGCUACACCGCCAAGAGGCAACCAAUCCUAGAUGCGAUGGAUGCUAAGAAAAGGCGACAACAGAACUUUUGAGGGCUCUUUUGUGCCAGGUUUUCACCUCCACUGGGACUGUCCAAGAUACCACUACCAUAAAAUAGACAGGUGACAAAUUAAAAGAAAACACAAUAUAAAGGGGUCUAUGCUGUUCCCAGUGCAAAGCAAAGUGGGACACAGACCAAGUGUCAUUGCUGUUUUCCACCUGAUGCAGUUGUCAUUUUAAUGCCCGACACGCUGUAAUUCACAAUAACACUUUCACCCAAGUGAAAGUGUUGGUCUAAAAGUUGAGGUGUGAUUUGCUGCAGAGGUACUGUGUUGAUAUUGUCCAUCACUAGAAAGUGUUUGGUCUUUAGACCACUAAAUAACCUGGUCUAAAGUCCUGAGCUGUGUAGUACCUUACAAAGAGCACGCCAGUGAGACAAGGUUUACCUACGCUGCUUCAUGUUGCAUGUACACCCUGCUUUCUGGUACAUGUCAUUACCAGUCAUCUGUAACAGUUUAAUAUUAAUAUGACAACAACUAUUAAAUACUAGGGGACCUCACUUUACUGCUUCACCUCAGCUUUGGUGGCCGCUGUCAGCUUUGACAGGUCGGCACUAAUCUGUUAAUGUAGCAGAAUCCUUUCACUGUCCACUUCUUCAGUAGCACAGUGCUGUGUACCUGGUGCACUCUGGUUUUGGUUUCAUUUUGUUUGUUUUUUUUAUGGUGGUGGAGUGCACCAUCUUAAGACUUUGGCCUAAAUGCUCCCAUAAGGUAUGGUUGAGAUGCGGUGAGUGUAAAGGCCAUAAUGUACGAUUGACCUGAUUUUUUUUUUUUUUUACCCAUCAAACUGUUCAUUGACCUCUCCUGCCCUGUAGAUGGGUAUAUUUGUUGUGUUUCUCUGCUCCUGUGUUCAGGUUUUUCUUUUAAGUUGUCACCCGUCUGUAUGACCCACUGACAGUGAAGAGCUAAGAAGACCUUGGUGGUGGUGUUGGAAGCUCACUGGGGUUCUGAUGCAACUUGGUCUUCAUGGUUGUAUGUGAAAUUGGAUGGUUCUUUUCCUGGGUAGCAUCAGUUUGGGCUGCUGUAAUCCAGUCUCACAAGUCUUUGUUGGAGUUUGUCUAAGUUGUACUACUCCCUUUUAUUUUCUGGACAUACUUAUUUCUAUGAUUCCUGUGAAGUCCUCGGUGACCAGCACACUUUUUCCUCUCAUAUAUUUCAACAAUGUAAAUAUAACAGACUUAAGCAAACGGUGUGGCGGUUUGUUCCUGACCAAAGACAAUCAAGGUGAUGCUGAUUACUGGUAAGAUGAGAAUGCCUUAAAAUAUCUGAAAGCUGGUUUAGACAAAAGAAAUGUAAUAAAACAAGUCACAUGGUGCAUAAAUUUGUUUCAUCACUCAGAAUGAAGUGGAUUAAGAAAAGAUGGAAAAAUGACUGCGAUAAUCUGGAUGUGUAGAAGAAUGUGUGUGUGCAUGUUCUGAAUCAUGCAUGGUGCAGAAAAAUAUUCAGACCCCCCCCUCAGGUGUUUGCCGCGCGGUUCGACACCUUCAGUGUGCUGUGCUUCAUAGCAGCUCCGCUCCAUGUUUAUCUGCUGUGAGCACACGCUCGAUAGCCGCUCAUUAUGAACGUUAAUUUGACAAGGAAAUGAAGCAAAAUGUGGUGCAGAAAUUCAUUCCAAUGUUGGCAUAAAUCAUCUGAUGCCCUUUUAUAUAUAAACAAAAUCAUUCCAAAGAAAAAACUGUGCUCAAAGAGAUUGUUCCAACCAUGCUGGAAUAAAUUUCUCAACAGGAAUUUAAAAAAAUGCUUUACAAAGGUUUAAAGUGGAGAAGAAGAUGGUGAACAGGUUAGGGGAGAAAAAUAAACAGCAAUGUUUAACCUGUUGUAUGACUGUAUCCAGUGCGGGUUCAAAUCAUUUAUAACACUUCAACACACGUUAUUUUUUUUUCUUUAUUCAUUUUCCCUGCAGCUUGUUUUUGUGUUUCUGCAGUCAUAUGUGAUAAUGUGUUCCAUUUUGCUGAUGUGGAGGCUUGAUGUCAUUAAUGAAAGAUGUUCUGAUGAUGCUUGUACACUUUGUGUGUUGGGACACAAUCUGAUGGCUUUAAAAGCUGCGUUACUGCUGUGCUGUUGCUAAAGUAAAGUUAAAAGUUAUGCACACACAAAAAACAUGCCAUUAAAAACCAUUUGGAACAAACAUCAUGUGUGGCUGUGGGAUGUUCUGUGUUAAUAAUAGAAAGAAUCAUGAUGGUCCUUUAUAAUACUAAAUGCAUUGUUCUGUUACAUAUGAAUGCUGAUAUGCAGUUUUGGCUGUUACAUUGUUGUGGAUCUUUUAUCUGAGCAUCCAGAAUUAACUUACAUUUUUAAUGCACAAAUCCAAAUUGUAUUGGGUGAAAUAUCAUCUUUGAAUGAAUAUGUUUGUGGUUAUAUGUGUGUGUGUGUAUAUAUAUAUAUAUAUAUAUGUUUUUCUUUUUGGUACCAUUAAUCCUCUUAUCGAUACUUGUCAAAUUAAGGCCAUGCUGAAGUCUGCAGAAGGCCUCCAGCUUCCACACAAACCUUCACUCUAUUAUGUGUUAAUGUUUCUUUUUGUCUCACUGGUUUAGAUUUGGCUGUUAAUAAUUUUGCAUCGUGACUUUAUUCAUCCUUGCCCUAGUCUAUGCAUGUUUCUGUUUGAGAUGUAGUAAAAUGCUGUUGUUAUUAACCAAGUGUAUAAGAAUAGUGUUGACAGAAGCUGAAUUUGUCAGCAUUUAACAAAACUCUUUCUUUCUGUACAAUAAAACGUGGUGAGGAUCUGCCAUAUAUUGUAAAAUGUUUUGAUAUGAAAUCAUUUGUGAAUAGCAAUAUGAUUUUUCAGUUAUUUCUGCAUUAUAAUGACGAGAGCGUGCAUAGUGGAAUGUAAACCUGUGCUUGAAUCAUUUAAUUUAUCUUUGUAAUACUUUAUAAAAUUUUGAUGAUAUAUAAAUAAAAGUUGCAUACAGUUAA